Epithele typhae is the source of this 1890-nucleotide messenger RNA. RefSeq lists its product as uncharacterized. The transcript is spliced from 4 exons. The coding region runs from base 1 to 1890 and encodes 629 amino acids. The record is from RefSeq and is a predicted model, not a curated record. Gene Ontology annotation, molecular function: protein binding. NCBI's taxonomy places the organism in Eukaryota, Fungi, Basidiomycota, Agaricomycetes, Polyporales, Epitheliaceae.
AUGGCUUCUACCUCCCUCCUAUCGCUGAACGACGACGUUCUCAUCGAAAUCUUCUCCCUCCUAGACUGCAAGGAGGCACUGGCGACGUCGUACACCUCCAAACACGCUUAUCGACUCGCCAUAUCCCAUGCCUUUACCAGUCUGCGCUGGAGCAGAGACAAGUACAGGUCCGUGCCCGAAAACGAUUCCUCUGAGGCCUAUGCCCUGUGGGAGUACAUGCGCGCACCAGAGCCGCUUUCUCAGGUCCCUCGCGUCCAACACCUCCAGCACUUCACCACGGGGUUCUUCGAACGAGCCGAUGUACCGCUUCUGCACGAAUUUCUCAGCCACGCCUCCAACCUCCGCACCAUCGAGCUCUGGAACUUCGAAUCCUUCGUCGAAGAAGACAAAGAAAGUCUCAGCCGAGCCAUCGGCACGAUGCGCUAUCUCAAGCAAGCGAGUCUGGUGAUCAUCGCCUUUGAGACGAUCUCUCUUCUGCCAGCCAUGUUUUCAAGCUCGAAAAUUGCCUCAUUAACACUCCAUUUGACUGACUCCUACGACGAACCAUAUCACACUCCCGAGCUUGCGACCCUCAUAUCCGUCCUUGCCUCCAUCCCGAGCGUACAAACUUUUACAGUUGACUUCAGCCAUGUCUCCGUGCUACCGAACGCCUUCAGAACACCCGAUGAAAGCCUUCCCUCGAUCCGCCACCUCUCUCUCACAUGCUCCUUAGCGGUGGCCACGAGUUUCGUGACGCUGUGCCCCAACCUUCUCACGUUGUCCUUAUGGCUGCAAGGCAAAGACCCGAUAUUAUCUGUGGGGGUGGGCGACCGCUGGCCUACUGGCCUGAAGGAGCUCAGUAUUCAAUCGCCUCAUUCUAUCGUUACCAAAGACACCGCCCGACGCAUAGGACACGUCGACCAUGUAUCGUUAGGGGACACCUUAGUAUCACUAUCCGGCCCCGGUGUCCUCGACUUCCUCCCGCUGCUCGAAGCAACCCGGCCCUUCGCUCUCACACUGCAGAUGAGUCCUGUCUUGAACGAACCGGAGCACGUGUGGAAGUCCCUUUGCAUUGCCGCGCCUCACCUCCGCUCCCUCGAGGUCACAGCGGAAGGGUGCAAUGUGCGCGACUACGUGGACUCGCUGCUGCCCGCGCUGAAAGCCUCGGCGAUUUUCCACAUCGCCCUCCAUUUCCCGGCGCCCACGCACCCAUUUUUCGCCCCGAGCAUGUCCGAGAUCGAAGACCUGCGCGCGACGGAGGUCCGCCGCGUCGAGGCGCUCCUCUCUCUCCCUCCGCGGCUCGUCGCGGCCGCACCGUCGCUCCAGCUCGUCGCGCUGAGCUCCUGCAUGCCGCGGCCUGAAUCGAACAACUUCGUCAACCUGCAGGCCCGCGCGGAGCUCGCGCGCGGGGACGAGGACGAGCGGUGGUGGGGCCCGACGAGCGAGUUCGUGCGCCCCGCGUUGGGGAGGCUGCGGGAGCUCCGGGAGGAGGUCCCGCGCGACGAGCGGUGGUGGUGGGUCGAGGGCGAGGGUGCGGCGCGCCGGCCGGUGGAGAUCUGGCGGGAGGACGGUGAGAGGGCGCGGGUACUGAUCGAACGCGCGGACUUUGACGCUGCGAGGAGUUUUGACGGGUUUUAUUCCGCGAAAUGCAGUGCGUACGAUAUUUUCAGCUGCGUCUACGACCCCGCGAUCCAGGGGAAACUGAGCCCCGCUUCGGACGUGCCCCAGUUCGCGCCCCCACUACUCCAGCACGCGAUCCCGCACGACUCACCGCUCUCAAAAGUCCCCCCUUCGAAGAUGCCGACUGGGCCCUGGCCGUUCGCGUCCACCGGUGACGCGCACAAACGUGAGCUCUCGGGGAUGGCCCUGUCGCGGCUCGUAAUGGGCCCCAAAAUAGGUGUGUACAGGUAG